Messenger RNA from Oncorhynchus mykiss (rainbow trout), 610 nucleotides. NCBI's taxonomy places the organism in Eukaryota, Metazoa, Chordata, Actinopteri, Salmoniformes, Salmonidae. The record is from RefSeq and is a predicted model, not a curated record.
UGUGUGUGUGUGUGUGUGUGUGUGUGUGUGUGUGUGUGUGUGUGUGUGUUCUCACAUCAGUGUGUAUCUCCUCAGGACCUGAGGAUUCAGGGAGAAUACUCUACAGGAUGGUUGCUGUGAGCUUUGGGAUGCUCUGUGUUCUACAAGUCACUCUCAACAUCUCCUUGAGACUAGUCUACAACAGAUGCUUCAAAUAUUCUGAAGAGAAAGACCAGCUACAGACCAGUUACAACAACCUGACUAAAGAGAGAGACCAGCUACAGACCAGUUACAACAGCCUGACUAAAGAGAGAGACCAACUACAGACUGAGAGAGAUAUUCUUAGCAGGAGGUUUACCAAUCUCAAAAAAACUUGUCCUGAAGGCUGGCAGAAGUUUGAAUCCAGUUGGUACUUCCUGUCUUCUGAGACUAAAACCUGGAAAGAGAGCAGACAGGACUGUCUGGAGAGAGGAGCAGACCUGGUGAUCAUAAACAGUGAUAAGGAACAGACCUUUCUCUUCAACCUCAAGAAGAGAGUCUGGAUUGGUCUGACUGACUCUGUUAAGGAGGGGACCUGGAAAUGGGUGGACGGCACCCCACUGACCACAAGGUGAGAGAUGAUAACUAAUCU